Messenger RNA from Erinaceus europaeus (western European hedgehog), 1558 nucleotides. RefSeq names its product molybdenum cofactor synthesis 3 (gene MOCS3). The record is from RefSeq and is a predicted model, not a curated record. Gene Ontology annotation, biological process: protein urmylation; tRNA wobble position uridine thiolation. Gene Ontology annotation, cellular component: cytoplasm; cytosol. Gene Ontology annotation, molecular function: URM1 activating enzyme activity; adenylyltransferase activity; thiosulfate-cyanide sulfurtransferase activity. Lineage: Eukaryota; Metazoa; Chordata; Mammalia; Eulipotyphla; Erinaceidae. The coding region runs from base 60 to 1436 and encodes 458 amino acids. The transcript has a single exon.
UAGGCGACGGAAAGCCGGAAACGGAAAUGUCACCUUGAGGACUUCCGGAAGAAGUCGGCAUGGCUGCCAGGGAGGAGGUUCUCGCUCUUCAGGCUGAAGUUGCCCAACGGGAAAAGGAGCUGAGUUCUCUGAAGCAGAAACUAGCGGCAGCUCUCACUGCGGAGCAGGAGCCGGAGCAGCUAGUUCCAGUGUCGCCAUUGCCGCCGAAGGCCACCUUGUCCCGAGAUGAGAUUCUACGCUACAGCCGGCAGCUAAUGCUGCCGGAGCUUGGUGUGCGCGGACAGCUGCGUCUGGCCACCGCUUCUGUGUUAAUCGUGGGCUGCGGCGGGCUCGGCUGCCCACUGGCGCAGUAUCUGGCAGCGGCCGGCGUGGGUCGCCUUGGCCUUGUGGACUACGAUGUGGUAGAAAUGAGCAACUUGCCCCGUCAAGUGCUGCAUGGGGAGGAAUUGGCUGGCCAGGCCAAGGUCUUUUCUGCCGCCGCCUCGCUGCACCGUCUCAAUUCGGCUGUGCAGUGCGUGCCUUACGCUCAGGCACUUACGCCUACCACAGCGCUCGACAUAGUGCGCCGCUAUGAUGUCGUGGCUGAUUGCUCAGAUAACGUGCCCACUCGCUACUUGGUUAACGACGCCUGUGUGCUGACUGGCCGGCCUCUCGUGUCAGCAAGCGCCCUGCGCUUCGAGGGUCAGAUCACCGUCUACCAUUAUGACGGUGGUCCUUGCUAUCGAUGCGUGUUCCCCCGUCCACCUCCAGCAGAGACAGUGACUAAUUGCGCGGACGGUGGGGUACUCGGUGUCGUAACUGGAGUCCUGGGCUGCCUACAGGCUCUGGAAGUGUUGAAGAUCGCUUCAGGUCUGGGCCCCUCUUACAGUGGCAGCCUGUUGCUUUUUGAUGCCCUCAAAGGACACUUCCGCUCUAUUCGUCUGCGGGGCCGAAGGCCUGACUGUGCAGCGUGCGGAGAGACACCCACAGUAAAGCAUCUGCUGGACUAUGAAGCUUUCUGUGGUUCCUCUGCCACGGACAAGUGCCGCUCUCUACAAUUGCUGAGCCCAGAGGAGCGAGUUUCAGUCGCUGACUACAAGCAAAUUCUGGAUUCUGGGUUACCCCACCUGUUGCUGGACGUCAGGCCUCAAGUGGAGGUGGACAUCUGUCGUUUGCCUCACGCCCUACACAUUCCUUUGAAGCAUUUGGAACGGAGGGAUGCAGAGAGCCUGAAGCUCUUAGGAGAAACAAUCUGGGAAGGGAAGCAGGGCACACAGGAAGGGGCAGCUCUUCCCAUUUAUGUCAUUUGCAAAUUGGGCAAUGACUCUCAGAAAGCCGUGAAGGUCCUACAAACCUUGACAGCAGCCCAGGAAUUAGACUCCGUACAGGUUCAGGAUGUUGUGGGGGGCCUCAUGGCCUGGGCUGCCAAAAUCGAUGGAACAUUUCCAAAGUACUAAGGCGUCUGGGAUAGCCUGGUUUGAGAAAUGUGUUAAUUGCCAUAUUGCCUCAAAGAUGUCUUGUUUUGCUUUUAAGACUCCAAGUUUUUGACAGCAAUUGAAUAAAUGGGCUUAUUGUUGAA